AGAAAAGAAAAGAAUGGUCAGAUUUAAAGUCACAGUUAUCUUUUUUUAUUCUGUGAUUAAGACAAAUCAGGACUGUGAGAUAUAAAUUCAGAAUUUUUAUCCUGUGUUGGAAACAAGCUUCUGUAGUUUUGCAUCAUAAUUCAUGCUUCAGAAUAAAGCUGAACAUACGAUUAAACACAAAGCGCUGAUCUUCACAAUUCAAAUCUAGAUUUCUCAUUGAAUAUAUGUCAGUGACAAUCAUUUCCAGAAAUGGCUGUCUACAUUAUUUUCCAUUUUGAAAAUGAAUCAUGUUGGAAAUGUCACCUCCUACAGAUCAAGCUGAGUUUGUGUAUCAUACUCUAUUUGAGACCGUAUACGACGAGGGCUGACUCAGAUAUUUGUGUGAUUGAGUGGAAUUAUUCAUAUAAUCAGACUCCUGUGGUUGGGAAAGAAUAACAAAGCCAUAUUUUAAAAUAACAUUGAUGUUCAUAUUUGCGCUCUACCGAUCAUUACACAGUGAUAUCCGGUUAUUCAUGGAAAGCAUUGAAAGUGUUGUGGUUGUGUGGUCUGAGUGAAGUGAAAACAGAGCAGGUACUGCUGUUGUGCUGAGGUCACUGGGAUGAGCGCAUGCACACAUCAGUGUGUUUAUUCCAGUUUCACUGCGACGACAAACCAAAAGAAAAACACUGUGUGUGUGUGUGUAGAUGAUUUACAGUGAUUGAGGGAUUCCCCCAUCAUGAGUAUAAAGCCCUUCACUCUCACACUUCAUCAAACACACACACACACACACACACACACACAGUGAGUCUGAGCGACGACACUCAUCAUGAAGAUCUGCGCAGUGUUCAGUGUAUUUGUGGCUCUUGCGCUGGGCUGUCCGGUUCCUCCGAACACACAGCAGUGUGACUGCAGCGCUGAGGCCAGGUCUCUGCUCUCCGGUCUCUCACACAUCAUGGAGAAGGAUGGGAAGAUGGAGCACGGGGAUCUGUUCGCUGGCUUUAACUGCACGGAUCUGGAGGCUCAGAUGAUUCCUCACACUCUCACAGCAUCUGUCUGUCAGCCCAGCGACUCCGCUCAUAAUGCGUCCUGCUCCAGCCACAGAAGCUCGUCUUUCAGUGAGACGGAGUGUCUGAGGAACAUCAGAGCUGAUCUGAGAUAUUACGAUGUGUUGCUGAGCUCCUACAGUCCCAGCGAGACUGAUCUGAGUCCAGUGAUGACGGCCACCAAAGCCCUGAUGAAUUGUUUGAAUGAGAAGUACGAGGCUGCGGAUGGAGAGUUUCCUCGGUGGGAUGUCUGGAGCGGAUCCUCCUUCGAUAAACGGCUGUCCCUGUGCAAAACACUGAAGGGCUUCCACAUCCGGGCCAUCACCCUGAACCGGGCGCUCGGGUACAUCUGCUCCGGAGAGCACAGGAAGUGAUGUCACUCACUACGGCGCCGGUUCCUCUUCACGCGGCCGCCUGUCAGUCACGCAUAAGCUAGACGCGUGUAUAUUUAUGUCAAUCACUCGGUCUAUUUAUUGGUUUUGAGAAAUUAUUUAUUUGCAUGUUUGCAAUGUAUUAUUUAUUAACUAUUUAUUAAAUUAUUUGUGUAACAGAAAUGUAUUUUGUGUUUGUGUGGAUGAUUCCCAAGAACAAAUAAAGCACGAGUCAUACAGGGA
Messenger RNA from Cyprinus carpio (common carp), 1636 nucleotides. RefSeq names its product interleukin-12 subunit alpha-like. The transcript is spliced from 7 exons. Lineage: Eukaryota; Metazoa; Chordata; Actinopteri; Cypriniformes; Cyprinidae. Bases 806 to 1396 code for a protein of 196 amino acids. Gene Ontology annotation, molecular function: growth factor activity; interleukin-12 receptor binding. The record is from RefSeq and is a predicted model, not a curated record. Gene Ontology annotation, biological process: immune response. Gene Ontology annotation, cellular component: extracellular region.